GCGGGGAGGCGCGCGCUCGGUCGGUCGGUCGGUCGGUCGGUCGGUGCCGGCGGAGCCAUGAGCUGUCUCACGGUGCCCGGCGUCCACCCCGGCUCGCCCGGCCGCCCGCGCGGGCAGAUACAGGUGAUCUUCGGGCCCAUGUUCUCCGGGAAGAGCACGGAGCUCAUGCGGCGGGUGCGGCGGUUCCAGCUUGCUCAGUACCGGUGCCUGCUGGUGAAAUACGCCAAGGACACGCGCUACGGGUCCUCCGGUGUCUCCACACACGACAAGAGCACCAUGGAGGCCGUGCCAGCCUGUCUCCUCAAGGACGUGUACCAGGAGGCGCUGAGCUCCACAGUCAUCGGCAUCGACGAGGGACAGUUUUUCCCAGACAUUGUGGAGUUCUGUGAGAUGAUGGCCAACACCGGGAAAACCAUCAUUGUCGCUGCUCUUGAUGGCACUUUCCAGAGAAAGGCCUUUGGGAGCAUCCUGAACCUGGUGCCGCUGGCGGAGAGUGUGGUGAAGCUGAACGCUGUGUGCAUGGAGUGCUACCGAGAGGCCUCCUACACAAAGAGGCUGGGAGCAGAGCGGGAGGUUGAGGUGAUUGGAGGAGCAGACAAGUACCACUCCGUCUGCAGAGCCUGCUACUUCCGCCAGCGGCCUCCUCAGCCUGGGCCGGAGAACAAGGAGAACGUGCCUCUGGGGCUGAAGCAGCUCGACGCUGCUGCCUCCUGCCGCAAGAUCUUCGCUUCUUGACUGCGGGGCUCCCGCCGGGGGGAGGCUGAGGGGAGGGCAGCUGAACGCUGCAGCUCCGGCUGCUCCGGCACCCUCUGCUUUAGCAGAACUGAACUGCCCCAGUGCCCCCUGCAAAGCCCCCGCCGCUCCUCUGCUCCGGGCACGGGGAGGAAGAGGAUCAGCCGCACCUGACACGGAAGCCCAGCUCAAAGGGAGUUCCUGUCUCACAACACGGAAGGGGACGGGUGUAGCUACUGAUGCUGCCACCAAACAGGCCCUGGAACCCUGUCACAGCAGCCCGGCCGCAGGCUCCUGUCACUCCCCUGGGCUGGGCAUAGGCUCAGCCUGGCUCUGGUGGCUGGUUCCCUCCGCUGGGAACGCAACUGUUUCUCUCUGGUGCCCUGUUGCUAAAUACCAGGUUUCUUAAGACACAAUGUACAGUAACUCAGUGUUUUUAACCCACUUCCCUUUUCCCCACAGUCCGAGGGGAUAAUCCGUCCCUCAGCCUGGCUCUCGGUGUUCCCUUUGAACGACUGCAUGUGGCUCAUCCCUUUGCUGUUACACUCUUGAUGUAACUGUCCUGUAAAUCUUUGUUGCAACAGGAGGGGGAAGGGCAGGGUGACUGGCAGCCUGACAGCGGGCUCCUACUAGUGUUAGCCUAGCAGUAGUCUCUAUUAAGACAGGGUCCUUUUGGAAGAGCCUCUUCUCCAAAGUCAGGGCACUUCUGCUCAUGGCCAAGCUCUGUGCUGGCCCUUCAGUGCUCAGUUACCUGUGAAGGAGCUGGAGGCUCAGGACUUAACCUGUCAAGACUGUUCCUGUGAAGACCCAGUGACUUGGAAAAGGGUCUCUGCUUUGGGUGAGUGGUUCUCAGCUCUUGUCACAUAUGUUGCUGCCUCAUGAGCCCUCAGAAAUUUCUUGAGGCUGAUUCCUCCUCUGCUGCAGGUUGGCUGAAGGAUCCUCUUCCCCCUUUUUUUGACUUCUGACUUUCUGGAAGGUUUGGGGUUUCUUCCUUAUUCCUUCCAAAAGCGCUUUUACGUUUAAGCCAGUGUCCACAAGCUCCAAGCAGCAGCUCUUGGUUCUGGCCAGCUCACAUCUGCCUGUGCAAUGCAGUGCUCUCUUCCUACACCCACCAGUCAGGAGGAGGAACCUCCCCAGGAGGUUAUGAGACCCUUUGAUAAGCCUGUGUCCCUCUGCAUUACUCGAGGUGGUGACAGUUGUAGCACACGCAAGUGUGUGAGUGCCAGGCCUGGGCUUUCCCCUUUAAUAAAUAACUUAAUGAAUUAAGUUUAAUAAUAACUUAA
Messenger RNA from Strigops habroptila (Kakapo), 2015 nucleotides. It is a transcript of the gene TK1, whose product is annotated as thymidine kinase 1. Gene Ontology annotation, molecular function: ATP binding; thymidine kinase activity. Gene Ontology annotation, biological process: thymidine metabolic process. Lineage: Eukaryota; Metazoa; Chordata; Aves; Psittaciformes; Psittacidae. The coding region runs from base 58 to 735 and encodes 225 amino acids. The transcript has 7 exons. The record is from RefSeq and is a predicted model, not a curated record.